Molecule: messenger RNA, 672 nt
Organism: Prorocentrum cordatum
Lineage: Eukaryota; Dinophyceae; Prorocentrales; Prorocentraceae
Source: the annotation of a GenBank genome assembly
AUGAUGAUGGCGGGCACCUGCGCCGCGCGCCCCGCUGCGGCGGCGCUGGCCCUCUGCCUCGCGCUCGGGCUCCUCCGCGCCUUCGUGCCCGGGGCGGCGCACGGCGCCGCGGCGCAGCGACCCGCGGCGGCGCAGGCGAGCGGCGCCCCGAUGGGGAUGGGGGAGCAGCCCCAGGAGUCCCCCCUGCUGGGCGCGGCCACGCGCCUCCUCGCUGGGGCCGCGGCGGCGGGCCUGCUGGCGGGCCUCUCGGCGGGUGCCGCGCGCGCGGAGAUCGAGGACGUGGCCAUCCCCGUGGACGGCAAGGGCAAGACCAGGAAUCUCAGCAAGGAGGAACUCAUCCGCGGCAAGCGCCUGUUCAACGUCGCGUGCGGCACCUGCCACGUCGGCGGUGGCACCCGCACCAAUCAGAGCGUUGGCCUCGGCAUCGAGGAGCUCUCUGGCGCAUUCCCGCCGCGCAACACCAUCGACUCGCUAGUCGACUACAUCAACGCCCCGACCACCUACGAUGGCCUCAAGGACAUCUCGGAGGUGCACCCGUCCAUCAUCGCGGCGGAUUUGUGGCCCAAGAUGCGAUCGAUGAAGCAGCAGGAUUUGUACGACAUAUCCGCUUACAUCCUUUACCAGAAUUACGUCAUCCCCGAGAAGUGGGGCGGCGGCAAGCAGUAUUACUGA